This is a messenger RNA of Opisthorchis viverrini, 1179 nucleotides long. RefSeq lists its product as hypothetical. Bases 458 to 712 code for a protein of 84 amino acids. Lineage: Eukaryota; Metazoa; Platyhelminthes; Trematoda; Opisthorchiida; Opisthorchiidae. The record is from RefSeq and is a predicted model, not a curated record. The transcript has 7 exons.
UCGGAUUUGAAAUUUAUCUAUAUUUCAGGCACACUUUUUGUCGCGUAUUGAACGCGCUCUCGACUUAUGCCGUGAACAACUGCGAACACAGACCACUGAUCCUAUUAGCUUCGAUCGCGUUCUGCUCGGGGUGACGACUCCGGCAUCUCCAAUCCGAGCUGCCUUGCUGGUAUACGGUGAUCUGGUCUAUGAAGCUGAACUAAAGGCUCCCAGACCGAAUGGGACUGCGUAUUCCGCAGUAAUAAAGGACAAUUCGGGGACUCCCUACAAACUACAACAAGUCCAAGAUUGUCACAAUUACGUUCUAACGUCACUAAAUACACUACGAUCUGCAAUCGAAACUGGCGAAGUUGAUCAGCUGGCCACUGACCGAGAUUUUCUCAGAAAUUUAUUCAACGGAAUUCGGGACGCUAUUGGUUCUCUCACUCACCCCCCGCGCAAGACCGUUGAGGAACAUAUGAGCAAUCCAAGUCGGAAAUGCUUCUAUCCACCGAUUCCAAAAGAUGUGGUAUUGAGUUUUUUCCUCCGCGGUUCGAUCAUAGUAUUCGCAGCCUAUGCGUUAACCUACAACGGCCACGAUAAGCGUUGGGAGAUCUCUGGUCGCCUGAGUGUGGAAGCUACGUUACCUCGCCUACAGAAAGUCAUGCGCCUGCUCUAUAUAGCGCUCGAUACGGCGUCCCACCUGAUGGACCGAGUUGGUAUGCCCAGGUGAUAAGAAAAUUCCAUGCGGAUGGGACCGCUCACUUUCUGUGAUAUGCUUGUAAUCAGUCGAGUUUUUUUUAAUUUCCUCUUCUGUAUCCCACUAAAUCAUUCAAGGUUUAUUGGUGCGCCCUUUACAGUCAUUUAUUAAUGUUGUUCCUCUGUUUGUCUCUGCUUCGUCGUUCGUCAACCUAUGCAUAAUUUAUUUUGUACGUAUCUCCUGAAAAAGUGAAGAAGAAGCAGCGUCGUUUUCUUACAAUAAUUUUUUAUUCUAACUCCCUGGAAAGAAACCGUGGGUUAUUCAAGUGCACCUUAAUCGGCAUUUUGGUAGCAGGUUAUUUCUCAGGGUUGCGAAUUUCGUUUCCACCUGUGAAAAGCAGAGCACAGCAUUUGAGUCAAGGAUACGACUGGUGGCAGAUAAUUAGUCAGUUAGACGGGCUAUUCUCCAUAGGCAUUUUGUCAGUCUUUUUAGCUGAAGAC